AUUUUGCAUUUCCAGCACACGGCAAUCGCUGAGACUAACUCUCCCCUGUCAGCUACAGCACACUGCUUUGUAUGGCUCUUCAUAGCAGAGCCAUACAAAGCAGUGUGCUUACAGUGUAAAGCACACACACAGCGAGAGAGCACACAGUUAACCCUUUGAUCGCCCCAGAUGUUAACCCCUUUCUGCCCAGUGUCAUUAGUACAGUAUUAGUGCUUUUUAUUAGCACUGAUCACUGUAUUAGUGUCACUGGUGAUGUCAGUGACAGUUAGUCAGUUCUCCACAGUGUCAGAAUGUUUGCCGCAGUCCCACAAUAA
This is a messenger RNA of Staurois parvus, 314 nucleotides long. NCBI's taxonomy places the organism in Eukaryota, Metazoa, Chordata, Amphibia, Anura, Ranidae. The record is from the annotation of a GenBank genome assembly.